GCCUCACCUUCAAUCAUGUCUGGUCGCGGGAAGCAGGGAGGCAAGGCCCGCGCCAAGGCCAAGUCGCGCUCGUCCCGCGCCGGCCUGCAGUUCCCGGUGGGCCGAGUGCACCGCCUGCUGCGCAAGGGCAACUACGCCGAGCGGGUGGGGGCCGGCGCGCCGGUGUACAUGGCCGCGGUGCUGGAGUACCUGACGGCGGAAAUCCUGGAGCUGGCGGGGAACGCGGCCCGAGACAACAAGAAGACGCGCAUCAUCCCCCGCCACCUCCAGCUGGCCAUCCGCAACGACGAGGAGCUGAACAAGCUGUUGGGCAAAGUCACCAUCGCCCAGGGCGGCGUUUUGCCCAACAUCCAGGCCGUUCUCUUACCAAAGAAAACUGAAAGCCACAAAGCCAAAAGUAAAUAAAACACUGAUAAGCCAAAGACCAAAGGCUCUUUUUAGAGCCACCCAAGUUUUCAAAAAAAGAGCUAAUGCGCUAUUUCGUUAUCAGCCCCUCCAUUGACAUUUUGGUGGCUCUUAAAAGAGCCUUUGGGGUUAGUGGGGAUGGUCUCGACCUUCCUAAUUACUUGUUUUUGCCAGGCUUGUGACUCUCCGUUUUCUUGGGCAACAAGACCGCCUGGAUAUUGGGCAAGACGCCGCCCUGGGCAAUGGUGACCCCCCCAAGUAACUUGUUGAGCUCUUCGUCGUUUCUCACGGCUAGCUGCAA
Molecule: messenger RNA, 706 nt
Organism: Neomonachus schauinslandi (Hawaiian monk seal)
Lineage: Eukaryota; Metazoa; Chordata; Mammalia; Carnivora; Phocidae
Product: histone H2A type 2-C
Exons: 1
Coding region: 16-405 (129 amino acids)
Cellular component (GO): nucleosome
Molecular function (GO): DNA binding; protein heterodimerization activity; structural constituent of chromatin
Source: RefSeq, a predicted model, not a curated record